Molecule: messenger RNA, 1545 nt
Organism: Solea senegalensis (Senegalese sole)
Lineage: Eukaryota; Metazoa; Chordata; Actinopteri; Pleuronectiformes; Soleidae
Product: low-density lipoprotein receptor class A domain-containing protein 3-like
Exons: 2
Source: RefSeq, a predicted model, not a curated record
CGUAGUGGCUCAUCCCUCACCUUGUCCCUCUCUACCACAGAAGCCCCUGGCCAGGACUUUGUGACACUUGACUACCGCCUGCGCUACUAUCCCAGCAUUACCUACGCGGUCAUCGGCAGUGCUGUCAUCUUCGUCCUGGUGGUGGCGCUGUUGGCCUUGGUGGUCCACCACCAGAGGAAGCGAAGCGUCCUGUUGCCCAGGGGAGUCAGAGGGGGCUCACACCACCACCACCACCACCAGCCCCUGCUGCUGUCCCGCCUGGUCAUCUUGGACCGAGGCCACGUCCAUCCCGGUGGUCCUGGUCUCUCACCCAGCUCCUCCCUCACAACAGGCCAGUACAGCUCAACAACUCAGGCGCUGCAGCUGCUGUCUGGGACCCUGUAUCCCUCUGGACUCUCCGUGGACUCACCCCCGUCAUACUCACAAGCUGUUCUGGAUGUCAGUCGGCCUCCCUGGUUCGAUCUCCCUCCUCCUCCAUACCUCCCCGAUAGAGACCUUCCAUCGGCAGACGAGCUGCCUGAGUACGAGGCCACACAAGACCCUUUGAACCACCAUCCAGCCUGUCCCACUGCGCCUUCCACACAGCGAACUGUGGCCUCGGGCUCACAGCUGAGCUCCGGCACCAGAGAGGAGUCGGAGCAGCAUUAGCCCCUUUAUUCUACUUAAACUGACAAUUGGUGGAACUUAGAGACUAAAGGACCAGGCUGCUGGGUUACUUGAGGCGAGCACAGUCCACUACAAGGACCUGCUGAGGAUAUUCAUCCAGGACUGAGAGACUAAACAGCAAAGACCCGCUUCCUGAGCCACACUGCUCCUGUAUGCUGGCUCACCCUGCUGGAGUCAUGGCUGCACUACACCUUCAUGUUCAGUGAUUUGGCCUUUAUUCAUUGUGCUCCCGUGUGAGUACUGUAAGUAUUUUGUUUGAUCAGAUAACAGUGGCUGCAGUCUGUGAGUAAACUGUCUUUCAUUAACAUAACAAGGGAAGCACCUUAAAAGGUCACUUUGUUAUUCAUUUCAGAGGUUACGUGUCAUGCGCACAAGACCUUACAUUUCACAUCUGCAGUGUUUUUUUCUGGUUAAGAUGCCAUUUUGGUUAAACUCUUUGGUUUACAGUAUAUGUUUUUAUCAUUCCUCUGAAAAAAAAAAGAAUCAAUUGUGCCGGCAAAGAAAUGUUGUUAAAUUUCCAUCAUUUCAACAUUUCUCGGUCUUAUUCUUCCAUUUGUGCCUUUAUAUAUGAAAUGUUUUCAUAUCUAGUUUUAAGCCUCAAAGUACAACAACCCCUUAUGUGCGAUUUAACAGCGAGUUCCCACAAUAGCAAACAUUUAAGAUUCUUAAAAUUGUGUAUUGUUCAAAUUCCGCCUGACGACAGUAAAUGUAUAGACUCGAGAGAAUCGCGCUGAGAAGUAUUAACGAGUGACACCUGAAGGAUCUGUGUUCAACACGUUUGUGUUCAUUUCAAAACGCUCUGUAUGACACUGUACAUAUAAGAUGGCAGAAAAUAUAUAUAUUUAGAAGUAGAAAAAUACUUUAAAGCUUAAAGGUACA